This is a messenger RNA of Soboliphyme baturini, 369 nucleotides long. Lineage: Eukaryota; Metazoa; Nematoda; Enoplea; Dioctophymatida; Soboliphymatidae. The record is from the annotation of a GenBank genome assembly.
AUGAGACAAUGCCGAACGAUUGACGGAGACCCCGUGCACAGCAAGCGAAGUGCAACGUGGUGGUCGAGUUUGCAUCGUUUGAUCGCAUUGAUUUCAGUCAGACAAGCCUGCAGUGUAGGGCUGUCCAUCCAUUUGCCGAUGUGCGAAAGACUCCACAUUCGUCAUUGGCACGUUCAUAAAGCGGCGUUCAUAAUAAUCGGUAUGAUCAACUCGAGGUGGCCGAAAACUCGGCCGGCCGGUCGGUCGGUCGGUCGGUCAGAAGAGUCGAGACUCGCCUGUGUUAAGGAUGGCCGAAGUUUCACCUCGACGACUUUUGUUUACCCGUAUGCCAACGCCGGCGAGACAAACAGUCAUCACUUCGUCGUCUGA